Molecule: messenger RNA, 1190 nt
Organism: [Torrubiella] hemipterigena
Lineage: Eukaryota; Fungi; Ascomycota; Sordariomycetes; Hypocreales; Clavicipitaceae
Source: the annotation of a GenBank genome assembly
AUCCGAGGAUCUGAAUGACGUAGAGCUCGAUUAGAAAUUUGUUAAACCUAGAGAAUUUGUAGCAAUUGUUUAACAUCUUCCAUCUUAUACUCAACGACACAAGAUCAAGGUGCCAAUUAGGUCAGGGUUGCAGUAACUUCAACCCAAAGCCGCUGGUACUGAGUACGCCGUCGCGCCUCUGCGAGAUGCAGCGUCUUUUUUUUAAUUUUAAAAGCUAAAAGCGCCACAGACAAUUCUUAUAGAUAUCAUAUAUCCCUUUUUCUUUAUAUCAAAUAUAUCAUUUGAUCGCUUGCGCAUUCUUCAGAUAUAAGGCACGUACAACGAAAAGCUAUGUCUUGAUCUACCACGUGAUUGAUUGUGAUAACAUGAAGCGCUCCACAAAAAAAUUGUUGGAAGGCCUGUAUCAACUACAGAUUUCUUCGUAGAAAACAUCAUUACAAGCAACUAUUGGCGAAAAUGGGUGUCCUUAGCCAGAGAACGAUUACAAAGACGAGAAGAAAGAUCAGAGACUUUGAUCAAGUCAAAGCCGAUCUCAUAUCCAGCAAAAGUCUGGAGAAGUUCAAGGAUUCCAAAGCAGCAGAAGAUCUACCCGAUUUAGGCAGAAACUACUGUGUCGAAUGUGCUAGAUGGUUCAAUGCUGAAUCAACACUCCUCGCACAUCGCAAGGGUAAACCACAUAAGCGCAGACUCAAGCAACUCCGUGAAGAACUCGAGACUGCAAGGAUCCCUGGCGGAGGUAGUUCAAAACGAUCAACAGAAGCUUCCGCUGAGACCGCCACGACCACCGACGACGUGACCAUGGCCAGCUGAAUGAUGUUCGACCAACCCUGCGAAAAGCCCAUAAACGACAUGGCAUACCCAAUACCGGCGCCGCUGCAGGUCCAUGGUCACAAUUUAGCAAACUGUGUAGGGUCCAAUUUCAUCUUCCCCCGCGCCCAGUUGGUCUAGCAAGCCCACUAGCCCUGCCUCUUGCCCGGGUAGCUCUGCGACCUGUUGCAUCCCCUCGGGCUGCUGGGAGGCGGGACUGACGUGGCUCCGGGAGUGCGCUUCGUAUCCGUGGUUUCGUUACAGUCGGAGGAUUGUCAAUAAAUGUUGUAUCCGUUGUCCUGUUCGAGACGGUUAGCUAUGAUACUCUGAAGUGGCAGUGUGGACCAAUAGGCAGGUGCGUAUCCCCACGUACAUAAUGGUUG